AUGGAUGAAAGUAUUUUGAUAGGGACUAAAGUAAAAUAUUUAGAAACAUUAGUGAUUAGAUUGGGAAUACUAAUAGUGCAAGGGCCAAUUGAGGCCAGGCCUCCCGUUCAAAUUUUAUAUUUCUUUUUUCUUUUUUCUUACAGCCGUCGCUCAACAUCCCUACCCACCGCCGCCGCCGCCGAUAACCAACACUCCCAAUUCCCAAACCUCCUUCGAAUCGAUCGUCGUUGUUCCAUAUCCCAUAACCAUCAAAUUGUCAUCCGAUACGAAAAUUUCCAAUCAAAUCCAUCUUUUGUCAAACGGACUUAUUUGCAGAUUGAAUUUGAAUCAUCAAAGCAAAUGGCGUUAACAAACUUGAUAUUGACGGUGGCAGGAGUCAGUGCUGUGAUUUUAUUGAUGAGGAGCGAUGUAAAACAAUCUGCUUCUAUUUUCAAACGCAACGUUCGGCAAAUUCGCCACUGGCUCGAAGAAGAAUCCGCUUCUGCAGCUAAGGAAAUGGAGAAGGCAAAACCCAAGGAAUUACCUAAGAAAGAUACCCCCAAGGGUGAUUAGAGAUGAAUGAUAUCAAAUGAUGGUAUUGGUAUUAAGAAAGUAUGACCCACCUAAUAAAAUUAGAAUGAUUUUCUUGUAUUAAGAAGGUUUUUUAGCUCAAUUUGUGGAAGUGAAGCAUUUUAAUCCCAAUUUCAUUUCUUGAAGGUUA
Molecule: messenger RNA, 700 nt
Organism: Lactuca virosa
Lineage: Eukaryota; Viridiplantae; Streptophyta; Magnoliopsida; Asterales; Asteraceae
Source: the annotation of a GenBank genome assembly